Tribolium madens (black flour beetle) is the source of this 1638-nucleotide messenger RNA. Its product is annotated as tektin-3-like. Lineage: Eukaryota; Metazoa; Arthropoda; Insecta; Coleoptera; Tenebrionidae. The transcript has 6 exons. Gene Ontology annotation, cellular component: nucleus; microtubule cytoskeleton. Gene Ontology annotation, biological process: cilium assembly; cilium movement involved in cell motility. The record is from RefSeq and is a predicted model, not a curated record. The coding region runs from base 98 to 1618 and encodes 506 amino acids.
CGUCGAUGAAAAACCCGAACUCGAUUCAAAUGUUUUGUUGACGUGAAAAGUCAAAAUUAUUUCCCUUUUUUCAAUGUUUUUGUUGAUAAUUAGAUGAAUGGCGACAAAAAACGAGACAGUGUUAUAUUCACAACUCCAACCAUGGAGCACCGUGGGGGCGGAUCCUUGCAUGGAGCAAGUCGCGGGGCCCCCAGUGCCGGUCCGCAUCGGUCAGUAUUACCAGACCCCACGGCCUCACCCUUGGAGACCAACUCUGGGUUACGAAAACGUCGAAGUCACCCCAUUGCCGAGUCAGCCGGUCACUAACGCCCUCAUCGAUCCCUGCUAUACCCCCCACGGUAUGGCGACAGAGCCGUUGAAAUUCCCGAAUUUGGUGACCGGAUUUGAGCGAAAUCCGGCCCAUGCAGCCAGGGCCGCACUCUACACCAGAUACACCCCCAUAGAGUGGACGCAUAAUAAUUUGCGCAACUACGGCGAGUCGGACACAAAUCGGAAUUAUUCGGAACGGCUCAGAGGCGAAUUUAUCCGAGUUAUGAGAGAAACUGAUGAGAAAACGGCUCAAGGGCAGCGCGAGGUGGGCCGAAGACUCGGCGAAAGAAUCACCGAUUUGACCUUUUGGCGCAAUGAGGCCCGAACUGAGCUCGAGAGACUACUAACUGAGAGCGAUUUGCUUCAAGAGUCGCGCAGGUCCUUAGAAAAGGCUAUUUCGGACAUUGAGGGGCCCCUCCACAUCGCUCAGGAGUGUCUCUACCAGCGGGAAAACCGACAAGGGAUUGAUCUCGUUCACGAUAACGCCGAACACUCCCUUUUGAAGGAAAUCGAAGUGUAUAGAAAUUCUCAGGAACAGCUCAAAUGUCUCUACGAACGGAUCAAAGACCAGCUCAGGAACAACAGAGCGGCUCAGCAUGAACUCGAGACUGACGUCAGGAGCAAAGAAGGGGCUCUAGGGAUCGACAAUAUGUGCCACCAACUCAAUAAUUUCUCCAAAGGAAUCAAUUACUACGGAGGGAUUGAGAAAUACGACCCUACGGUUUCAACGGUUCAAACGUGGGCCGAGAACAGUAACCGAAUCGUUCAAAGGUCACAGUCGGAAAGGGGCAAAUCGGCUCAAUUGCGUUCCGAUAUUGACAAUUUAAUAAACACUGUUGCCACCCAAAUUUGGGACGCUUGGAGCAACACGAAUAAUGCUUUAGCAAGAAGGGCUGCUGAAACAUUGGAAGCAAAGAGUAAACUGCAAAUGCAUUUGCAUAAAAUUCAACAAGAAGUUUUCGAUGUCGAGAAAAACAUCGAAUUGUUGAAAAAGGCAAUUAUGGAUAAAAGCAAUCCGAUGAAAGUGGCUCACACGAGGCUCGAAGCCAGAACGCAUAGGAAGAAUGUGGAGUUGUGCAGAGACACGGCUCAAGACAGACUUGUGAAGGAAGUGGUUGACAUUCAAGACAGCAUUGAGUACCUCCACCGAAAGCUCCAGGAAGCGGAAGCUCAGCACCAACAGUUGCUCAAAACUAGAUCAAAUCUGGAGUCAGAUUUGCACAGCAAAGUCAAUUCGUUGUUCAUUGAUAGAGAAAAAUGUAUGGGGAUGAGGAGGUCAUUCCCAAUCACCGCCACCAUCAAAUACUAGUCGAAAUAAAUCAUGCACUA